This is a messenger RNA of Ipomoea nil (Japanese morning glory), 741 nucleotides long. Its product is annotated as protein ABHD13-like. Gene Ontology annotation, cellular component: membrane. Lineage: Eukaryota; Viridiplantae; Streptophyta; Magnoliopsida; Solanales; Convolvulaceae. Gene Ontology annotation, molecular function: palmitoyl-(protein) hydrolase activity. The record is from RefSeq and is a predicted model, not a curated record. Bases 249 to 494 code for a protein of 81 amino acids. The transcript has 3 exons.
AGAAUGUUGCAGAUUGUGAUAAUAAAUGAUUUGUUGCCAGUUUAUUGUGUGAGUUUGCUAAUGAUGGUUGCUGGUGGUUUAAUUUUGUAUUGCAGGCCCAACUAUCCUCUUUUUUCAGGAAAAUGCUGGAAGUAUCCUUUUCUUGUUAUUUUGGGUGAUGUUUGUUCUUUUCAAAUUUCUUAUCAUUACUUAGUUACACUUGGUUUAGCCUUAACUAGUCAACUUCAGAUAUUGCCCAUCGUCUUGAAAUGGUCCGCAUAUUGUUACAACGAUUGAACUGCAAUGUUUUUAUGCUUUCAUACCAAGGAUAUGGUGCCAGUGAUGGAUACCCUUCUCAACAUGGAAUAACAAAGGACACUCAGGCAGCAUUAGAUCAUCUGGUUCAGAGGACAGAUAUUGAUACAUCAAGAAUAGUUUUGUUUGGAAGGUCACUAGGUGGAGCAGUUGGAGCCGUGCUUACUAAAAAUAAUCCUGAUAAGGUAUCAGUCCAAUGAAUUUGUUGACUUUAUUUAUAUAAAAAUAUGCAUGCUACCUGAUUGUAGUUAUUUAUUUCUAAGUCUUGUAUAUUGCUUAUUCCUUUACUAUGAAUCUGUGUCUUCUGGUAAUUGGCUAAGCACCUGUAACCUUGGAGAUCUAAGAUCAUUAUUGAAUCUGCUUUCACCUUCUUCUUCUUGUAGUGGUUUAAAUGAUAUUCUGUUUCUUUGUUUUACAAUAUACUGAUGCAAAUCCACCUUUAAUAAC